AUGACCAAGAAUAAAAAUAGCAUUAAUGCAGACGAAUAUUUUAAUGAUUUAUAUAAUGCGCCAAUUUCAAAAGGAAUAAUAACACAAAAUUGUAAUGAUAAGUGCAGAGUGUGUCUUAAGGAAGGUGUAGUGUUUAUUUACGGUGACGAAAACAAAUUCGAUAUAAUGGAAGCCUUAGGAAUUUUCGCGAACAUUGAAGUACAAGAAGAUGAUUUAUUUCCAAAAUACUUAUGUACAAUUUGUUAUAAUUUUAUAAAAAGUGCUAUUAUGUUCAGAAAAAUUGCGAUAAAAACGAACGAUAAAUUAAAACAACAAACAGUAAACAAGUAUAGAUUAAAAGUUGACUGCAAUGACCUAUCUAAAAUUAUAAAAUCAGAGCCCAAUUUAUCAGAUGAAGAAAAACAAAACGAUAUUAUAAAUAAACUAUGCCAACAGGAGAAAGAGGAAAAGGAGAGAAGAAAUAUAAAAAUUCAGUGUCAGAAAUGUAACAAAACUAUUAAGAAAUCCUAUUAUAAAAUACAUAUGACGAUGCAUGAUCCUGACCAUCAAAAGUACAUUUGUGACAUAUGUGGUAAGAAAUUUAGAUUAAAAGUAGGCUAUUACAGUCACCGACUCAGACACAGGAGUGACUAUCCGUAUAAGUGUCAACUUUGUCCGUAUAAAUGUAGGUAUUCAGAAGGUUUUAGAAGCCACAUGAAAACACAUUCUGGCGAACGUAGAUUCAUGUGCUCAGAAUGUCCUGCUCGAUUUCUCUUUAAGAGCAACUUGAACACUCAUGUUCUGUUAAAACAUAGAGAGCCACAGUUUAAAUGUGAAAAAUGCCAAAAAGCUUUUCAUACUGAUUUAAAACUACAAAGUCAUAAUGAGGUAGACCACUUGGGCAUUAAAAGACAUACUUGCAAUAUAUGUGGACAGGCGUUUGGUUACAGAGAUGCUAUGGUGAAACAUCAAAGGAGGGUACAUAAAAGGGAAAAAUUAAAAUUUUAUUAUAAACCUCCACAUAAAGAUAAAAACAGUGUCAAUUAA
Messenger RNA from Melitaea cinxia (Glanville fritillary), 1026 nucleotides. Its product is annotated as zinc finger protein 813-like. The record is from RefSeq and is a predicted model, not a curated record. Gene Ontology annotation, biological process: regulation of transcription by RNA polymerase II. NCBI's taxonomy places the organism in Eukaryota, Metazoa, Arthropoda, Insecta, Lepidoptera, Nymphalidae. Bases 1 to 1026 code for a protein of 341 amino acids. The transcript has a single exon. Gene Ontology annotation, molecular function: DNA-binding transcription factor activity, RNA polymerase II-specific; RNA polymerase II transcription regulatory region sequence-specific DNA binding; zinc ion binding. Gene Ontology annotation, cellular component: nucleus.